AUGGUAAGAGACGUCUUUUCAGAAUCACAACUUGCUGGUCUUGUCGGUAGUCUUGGUAUCGGUCAUGUCAGAUAUCCCACGGCCGGUUCUUCAUCUACAUCUGAAGCGCAACCCUUCUAUGUAAAUUCUCCUUAUGGUAUCACCUUUGCUCAUAACGGAAAUUUGACGAAUGCUGAUGAAUUAAGAGUUUAUCUGGACAAGAUUGCUCAUCGUCACAUCAAUACAGAUUCUGACUCGGAGCUCCUCUUGAAUAUUUUAGCCAACAAUCUCCAAAAGACCGGAAAAUUCAGAAUCAAUGAAGAAGAUAUUUUCACUGCAAUUAAAGAUUUACAUUGUCAGGUAAGAGGUGGGUAUGCAUGUGUGGCCAUGGUUGCUGGUUAUGGUAUUAUUGGUAUCCGUGACCCUCAUGGUAUCCGUCCUCUCAUCAUGGGUCGCCGUCAAAACCCUGCUGGUUAUGACUACAUGUUUUCAUCUGAAAGUAUUGUUUUAGAAUCCCUCGGAUUUACCGACUACGAAGAUGUCAAGCCUGGUGAGGCUGUGAUUAUCACACAAGGAGGUCAUGUCUCGCGUCGUCAACUUGUUGUCGCUGAAAAAAUAGCUCCCUGUAUUUUCGAGUAUGUAUAUUUUGCUCGUCAGGACAGUGUCAUUGAUGGUAUUUCUGUGUAUGAUGCUCGUUUGAGUAUGGGUGAAGCCUUGGCUGACCAAGUUACACGCUCUUUUGGUAAAGAUUUAGACAUCGAUGUUGUCAUUCCCGUACCUGAUACCAGUCGUGUGGCUGCACUUGAGCUUUCUCGUAAAUUAAACAUUAUUUAUCGAGAAGGUUUCAAUAAAAACAGAUAUGUAGGUCGUACCUUUAUCAUGCCUGGACAACAAACCAGACGUAAAAACGUACGUCGUAAGUUGAACGCCAUGACUUUAGAAUUCCACGACAAGAAUGUCUUAUUAGUUGACGAUUCUAUUGUUCGAGGAACCACUUCAAAGGAAAUUAUCCAGAUGGCACGAGACGCAGGAGCUAAAAAAGUGUAUUUCGCUUCAUGUGCACCUCCUAUUCGAUACCCCAAUGUGUAUGGUAUUGACAUGCCUACACGUCAAGAACUAGUUGCUCAUGAGCGUAAUAUUGAGCAAGUGGCAGAAGAAAUUGGCGCUGAUAAAGUAAUUUAUCAAGAACUGGAUGACUUGGUACAAUCUGUACGUCGUUUUAAUACUUCCAUCCAAACAUUUGAUACGUCCGUCUUUGAUAAGCAUUAUGUGACGGGAGACAUUGAUGAUCGCUAUUUAGCACAAUUAGAAGGUGUGCGUAGUGAAGGUACAAAGUCUCGCUUAAGUAUCGACAGUGAUUGUGUUGGUCUCUACAACAGCUUUCAAACCAAACCAUAG
Messenger RNA from Mucor mucedo, 1377 nucleotides. Its product is annotated as amidophosphoribosyltransferase. Gene Ontology annotation, biological process: purine nucleobase biosynthetic process; purine nucleotide biosynthetic process. The record is from RefSeq and is a predicted model, not a curated record. Gene Ontology annotation, cellular component: cytoplasm. The coding region runs from base 1 to 1377 and encodes 458 amino acids. NCBI's taxonomy places the organism in Eukaryota, Fungi, Mucoromycota, Mucoromycetes, Mucorales, Mucoraceae. The transcript is spliced from 7 exons. Gene Ontology annotation, molecular function: amidophosphoribosyltransferase activity.